Salvelinus sp. IW2-2015 is the source of this 659-nucleotide messenger RNA. The record is from RefSeq and is a predicted model, not a curated record. NCBI's taxonomy places the organism in Eukaryota, Metazoa, Chordata, Actinopteri, Salmoniformes, Salmonidae.
GUGGGAGGUGACAGCGUGGACUCGUUGCUCUGCGUCGUGUGGGUGGGCAUCCAGACCAGGAGUGUGUUCUGCAUGCGUGUGCUCUCCGUAAGAGCAGCAGGAUAGUGUGAGUGUGUCAGAGAACGAGUGCAGGGAGUUCAAGCCGUCCAUCUUCAACCUGCAACCAGGUGGACUGCCCUCCAGCAUGGGAGACUGAGCCCUGGCAGGAGUGCUCCCUCUCCUGUGGCGGGGGUAGCCAGGUACGUAAGGUGUUCUGUAAACAGCUGUUGUCUACGGGGGCCUACUGGACACUGGGGGACACAGCAUGCCCAGGGGCCAAACCGGCCCCUCAUAGGACCUGCUCCAAGACGGACUGUCUGCCCUACAUGGCCGGGGGAGAGUGGGGGAAGUGCUCUGUGUCCUGUGGUCUGGGAAUCCAACGUCGGGAGCCAGUGUGUCGGAGGCUGACCUCAGCUGGACAGCAGGUGAUGCUGGCGAGGAGGCUCUGCAACGGCCUCUCCUCUCCACCCCUGGUCAGGACCUGCCGAAUGAUCACCUGCCCUAAGCAUAAGACAGAGAUGAACCCCAGACAGCUUGUGAAGGAAGCAUCCAGAAUCAACCAGCAGCCCACAAAGGAGACAGGGAAGGAAGCAUCAAAGGAAACAAUCAAGGACCAGUAA